AUGGCAGAGCAAAUGGAUGUGAUACCAGCUGCAGGGGUCAAAACAGUCUCUAAAUCUCAAAUCAAGACUAACUCAUCCGUCACGGAUCCAUUAGCUGACAACGAAAUAUCUUCAGCUCACCCUUCCGCGGAUCCUUCAAAAUCCUCAGGCCAGGUCAAUAAUUCGGAAGAUAACUAUAGGCCAGCUGAAGCAUUAAUUGAUUCCACGAUUCUCUCAGUCGACUAUCCAGCUGAAACUAUGCCCUACUUCGCCCUCAUUUUUCUUCACUUUCAGGACUUGGAAAAUGAAUCCGAAUCAAAGGUAGCAGCCCCUGAUUCUAUGCGUCUCUCAUUAAAGCAGGGGACUGAUAAGGUGCAGUCAACCAACGCGUCAGCAAAUGUGGCAGGUAUGCCUUGCGCUGGAAAAUCGGUUCUCUCGAACGCUUCGUCGACAAGUUUGUCAAAAGAGAAGCGAAAGAAGAAGCAAGUCUGUCGCAAAUCAGUAGCUUCGACUCCAUCCACUUCCUCCGCCGAGGUCAGCCGACUUAAAUUUCUCAACCCGGGAAAGCAGAACGAGGAUCUCACACUCAGCUGGAAUCACGGGAGUAUCACACGUGGCUUCAAACGCCAACACACACUCCACAUACAAGGGACUGGUGUUGCUCAGACGUCCGCCUCUGCCGCCGCAGAAUUGGAUCGUCUGCGAUUCAUCAAUCCAGGACGUCAGAAUACCGACCUAAAACCUAUUAAUUGGAUGCAGGAGGGGGUCUACAUGACUCGAGGUCAUCGGAGGCAGAUGGAGCUUCAUGCCAAGCUCUGCGAAGCCAACAGUUCCGAUCCACCGCUCUACGACUCUAGAGGUUUACUGCUGUCGAAUAUGCAGGACAGAUGCGAUUGCAUGCGUCCGGACUGUCCUGGAUGCUUCUUGCCCUGUCGACGUUGUCAUACUACUAAGUGUGGUCCACUCUGCCGCAUUAUGCGUAACUUCCAUUACGAGAAGGUGGGUUUCGGUUCUCUCCAGCGACGAUUUUGUCGACAGUGGAUUUCUGCACUGGUGACAUGCCUUGUGGAUGUAGAGUGGUGUACGAAACCUUCACAGGAACGUAGUUUGUGUGUAUCUGCAACCGCUUUUGAUUAA
Echinococcus granulosus is the source of this 1116-nucleotide messenger RNA. RefSeq lists its product as hypothetical. The transcript is spliced from 7 exons. The record is from RefSeq and is a predicted model, not a curated record. Bases 1 to 1116 code for a protein of 371 amino acids. Lineage: Eukaryota; Metazoa; Platyhelminthes; Cestoda; Cyclophyllidea; Taeniidae. Gene Ontology annotation, cellular component: intracellular membrane-bounded organelle.